Fragaria vesca subsp. vesca is the source of this 1176-nucleotide messenger RNA. Its product is annotated as cation/H(+) antiporter 25-like. The transcript has a single exon. The record is from RefSeq and is a predicted model, not a curated record. Gene Ontology annotation, cellular component: endomembrane system; membrane. Bases 1 to 1176 code for a protein of 391 amino acids. Gene Ontology annotation, molecular function: antiporter activity. Gene Ontology annotation, biological process: proton transmembrane transport; regulation of pH. NCBI's taxonomy places the organism in Eukaryota, Viridiplantae, Streptophyta, Magnoliopsida, Rosales, Rosaceae.
AUGGUUGGGAUACCAGGAUUCACGAUGCUCGUGCUACUUAUAACAAUAGUGACUGCAAUAGCCACACCUUUGAUCAGCAUCCUCUAUGACCCAACAAGGCCAUAUAUGGUUCACAAAAGAAGAACAAUCCAGCACACCCCAACAACAGACGCCGAACUUCGAAUAGUUCUCGUCAUUUAUGAUGAAGAUAGCACAGCAGGCCUCAUCAAUCUUCUGGAAGUCUCCAAUCCAACAAUAAGCUCCCCAUUCUCGAUCUUUGCCAUUCGCCUCAUCGAGCUUGUUGGCCGUGCUUCUCCUGUGUUUAUAGACCAUCAGAAGGAAGAAGACGAGGCUGACUUGAAAUAUGCAGUGUCUCAAACCAUCCACAAUGCCUUGAAACUGUAUCAAGAAAGCAAAGGUGACUAUGUCAAGCUCUUUAACUUCACAGCCAUAGCACCAAUCAGAACAAUGUACCAAGAUAUUUGUGAGCUAGCACUUUUGAAAAGAGCCACACUUAUGAUCUUGCCAUUUCACAAGGAAUGUCUGGACACUCUUGGAGGUAAACUGACAGAAAUGGUGAGAAGAGGGAUUAGAAAUGUCAACACAAAUGUUCUAGCGCAUUCGCCUUGCUCGGUUGCUGUUCUGGUUGAUAAGGGUCACCUCAGACAUCCACUCAUGGCAUUCCGGGGACACUCUGAUCUGCACUUUGUGAUGUUGUUUUUGGGAGGAGCAGACGCGAGGGAGGCUUUGUGUUUAGCUGAUAGGAUGGUUGGGAAUCCUAAGGUGUUGUUAACCGUGAUUCGGUUUCUUUCAUACAAUUUUGAAGGGGAUAUUGAGAUGGAGAAGAAGAUGGAUGAUGGGGUUGUGACAUGGUUUUGGGUUAAGAAUGAGAGGAAUGAUAGGGUUUCUUACAGAGAGGUGGUAGUGAAGAAUGGUGCAGAGACAGUAGGAGCAAUUCAAGCUUUGGAUGAUCAUAAUUGUGAUGUUUGGAUUGUGGGGAGGAAACAAGGGAUCAAUCCGGUUCUUCUUGAAGGGUUAUCAAAUUGGAGUGAGAAUCAAGAAUUGGGUAUAAUUGGGGACUUUCUUUCCUCUGAUGAUUUUGAUGGCACUGGUUCUGUUUUAGUUGUACAGCAGCAAAUUUUGAGAGGGCAAGAGGCAGGUAAAGGUGGAAUAACAGGUGGCCUAAAUAUAUGUUAG